UCCAAAUAUAUCUUUGUUAGUGGCAACACUGCGUUACUGACACAGUGACACAUCGUCGAAGCCGAACUUGAAGAGAUUUUAUUAGUCCUUCAGCUGACAUUUCGUGACUUCAUCUUGGUGAUAUUGAACGUAUCUGAAGAUUUUUAAGCUUUACUGAAUAAAAUAAAUCCACCAUGUCGAAGAUUGGUAUCAAUGGUUUUGGUCGUAUUGGACGUCUUGUGCUCCGUGCCUCUAUUGAGAAAGGAGCCCAAGUUGUUGCCAUUAAUGAUCCUUUCAUUGGACUAGACUACAUGGUAUACAUGUUCAAAUAUGACUCAACUCAUGGUCGCUUCAAGGGUACUGUUGAGGCUGGUGAUGGGGUGCUCAUUGUGAAUGGAAAUAAAAUUGCAGUAUUCUCUGAGAGGGACCCCAAGGCUAUCCCUUGGGGCAAAGCUGGUGCUGAAUAUGUAGUUGAAUCUACUGGAGUAUUUACAACUAUUGAUAAGGCAUCUGCUCAUUUGGAUGGUGGAGCCAAGAAAGUUAUCAUCUCUGCUCCUAGUGCAGAUGCACCCAUGUUUGUUGUCGGUGUUAACCAUGAGACUUAUGACCCAUCCCACAAAGUCAUCUCUAAUGCCUCUUGUACCACCAACUGCCUUGCCCCCCUCGCCAAGGUCAUUCAUGACAACUUUGAAAUUGUCGAAGGUCUCAUGACUACAGUUCAUGCUACCACAGCUACACAGAAAACUGUUGAUGGACCCUCUGGUAAACUCUGGAGAGAUGGCCGUGGUGCUCAGCAAAACAUUAUCCCAGCUGCUACUGGAGCAGCUAAGGCAGUCGGAAAAGUAAUUCCUGCACUCAAUGGAAAGCUCACUGGCAUGGCAUUCAGAGUACCAGUCCCAAAUGUUUCUGUUGUUGAUUUGACUGUCCGUCUUGGCAAGCCUGCUAGUUACGAUGCAAUUAAACAAAAGGUUAAGGAAGCUGCUGAAGGUCCUUUGAAGGGAAUCCUUGGAUACACUGAAGAUCAAGUUGUGUCCACUGACUUUGUUGGUGACUCUCAUUCCUCCAUCUUUGAUGCCGCUGCUGGUAUUUCUCUGAAUGACAACUUUGUAAAGCUUAUCAGCUGGUAUGACAAUGAAUACGGAUACUCUAGCCGUGUCAUUGACCUCAUCAAGUACAUCCAAACAAGAGAUUAAACAGUUUAGUCCAGAUAUGAUUAAUAUGUCGAGAUUUAUGUUGCUUAUAUUUUAAGUUUAAGUAUAGAUGUGUUUCUUCUAAAUUUUAUUUAAAAUAAACUAUUUAGACAAGUAGUGUGUAUGUGUUAUUUAUGAUUUUGCAGUUAAAAGUUGUGUAUUGCAUUGCACUGUUGAAAUAAAUUCAAUGUAGGUGCAGAA
This is a messenger RNA of Leptidea sinapis, 1370 nucleotides long. Its product is annotated as glyceraldehyde-3-phosphate dehydrogenase 2-like. NCBI's taxonomy places the organism in Eukaryota, Metazoa, Arthropoda, Insecta, Lepidoptera, Pieridae. Gene Ontology annotation, molecular function: oxidoreductase activity, acting on the aldehyde or oxo group of donors, NAD or NADP as acceptor; NADP binding; NAD binding. Bases 174 to 1172 code for a protein of 332 amino acids. The record is from RefSeq and is a predicted model, not a curated record. Gene Ontology annotation, biological process: glucose metabolic process. The transcript has 2 exons.